GUUGAUGUAAACCACAAAAUGGCACUUAUCCCUUCCUUCUCUCUUCUGUCCUUUCUAGCCAUCCUGACCUUAGCCCAAGCCCAGUCCGAACUCUUCCUUACUGUGGUUAACAACUGCCCAUUCACAAUAUGGCCUGCAGUCCUCCCUAACCACGGUUUCCCAGUCCUAGAAAAGGGGGGUUUUCCGCUCAACUCCCUAACCCACCGCUCCUUCCCUGUCCCUAACACUCAUUGGGCCGGUCGUAUCUGGGCCAGGACUGGUUGUACUUACUCUAAUGGGAGGUUCAGUUGUGCAUCCGGUGACUGCGGUGGCCGCCUUGAAUGCAAUGGCUUAGGCGGACAAAUCCCUGCCACCUUAGCCCAGUUUAGCAUCCACCACGGCAACAGGGAUCACUCCGCCUAUGGAGUCAGCCUUGUUGAUGGGUUCAACCUUCCGAUGACUAUUACCCCUCAUCAAGGCAAGGGAGUUUGCCCUGUGGUUGGGUGUAAGCCUAACUUGUUACAGGCCUGCCCUGAGCCUUUGAAGUUUAGAGGCCCACAUGGUAAUGGGCCUGUUGUGGGCUGUAAGAGUGGAUGUGCAGCCUUUAACACUGAUGAACUUUGCUGUAGGAAUCAUUUUAAUAGCCCACAAACUUGUCAUGAGUCAUCUUACUCUCAGUACUUCAAGCAUUCUUGUCCAUCUACUGCUACUUAUGCUCAUGACACACCUUCCCUCAUGCAUGACUGUGCUGCCCCACGUGAGCUCAAAGUUAUUUUCUGCCAUUAAAAUUUAGGAGGGGAGAGAGAGAGAAUUAUGAACAUUGUAGUGUGCCCUUUUCUAUUGUUUAUGUUGUUGUACUCGUAUGUUAAUUUGAUGUCUAACGUCUGGAUAAUCAAUGGACAAUUUAGUCUUUUGCUUUGA
Messenger RNA from Spinacia oleracea (spinach), 900 nucleotides. Its product is annotated as osmotin-like protein. Lineage: Eukaryota; Viridiplantae; Streptophyta; Magnoliopsida; Caryophyllales; Amaranthaceae. The record is from RefSeq and is a predicted model, not a curated record. The coding region runs from base 19 to 765 and encodes 248 amino acids. The transcript has a single exon.